This is a messenger RNA of Malassezia japonica, 1128 nucleotides long. RefSeq lists its product as uncharacterized. The coding region runs from base 1 to 1128 and encodes 375 amino acids. The record is from RefSeq and is a predicted model, not a curated record. The transcript has 2 exons. Lineage: Eukaryota; Fungi; Basidiomycota; Malasseziomycetes; Malasseziales; Malasseziaceae.
AUGCGCGGCCUGACGCAGUUGCCGGUCGAGAUCCUAUGGCGUAUUCUCCUGUACUCGCGCAGCGCCGCACUGCCGUAUGUGUGCCGCCGACUCUAUCUCGUGUACACGCAGUGCCCUUUGUACGUGGUGAGUGAAUUUCUCGUUGGGUGCUGGCUAGACUCGUACGCGCUGCGUUUUACGCACGGCCUGCGUGCAGAUGCCGGCAUCCCUGCUCUGCGGCCCAAGUUUCUGCCGACGUCCUUUCCGCCGUCCGGCAGCGCGAUUGCGCAGCGGCGCGCCGCGACGUGCGACGCUCUGUCGUACUUUGCGCGCUUUGGCGUGUGCACGCCUGCACUGCUAGGCAUUGCGGAGCAGCGCCUGCUGGACAUGCCGCUGUGUGGAAACGUGUGCCAGCUCCAUGGCCUCUUUCCGGCGGACGCGCCGGGGCUGCGGCCCGCGCACCUCGCCUGUCACACGGUCCCCGAGCGCCUCGUGCGCGCCAUUGAGGCGCGGUGUAUGGACGACGAGCUGCGCUCGAUUCCCGAAGCACUGCAUGCACCCCUGCGCACAAUGCUCGCGACUGUCGAGAGCAUGGUUCCCUCGUCGGCGCGCGCGAAGCAAAUGCCGCGCCCUCCGCUCGGCCACCUCGAGCUGCUGCUGCGGCUGAUUCUGGUGCACCGCGCCUCGGCGAACUCUUCCCAAGGCUUCCCUCUUGCGAUGGCCGUGCACCGGCAGAGCACGCCGCUCGUGUGCUUUCUCCUGGCGAGCGGCGCCGAUCCGACGCUCAAGCAAGGCAUUGCGCUGCAGCUUGCCGCCAAAAAAGGGUGGCUCGAAGGCCUCAAGCUGCUUGUCGAGCGCGACGACCAGCUCGAGAGCAAGUGGCGUGCGCACCUGAAUGCCCUCGUGGACGUGCUGAACGAGCUCAGUGCGUUGCGCAACCACGCCGUCCCAUUCCCCCACCCCCGGCGGCCGCCAGCCGGGCGCACAAAACGCCGGCGCCUGAGCGACCGGUGCCAGCUCGAUCUGCAGCACCUCCAGGCGGCGGUGCGGUCGCAGGCAUGGGGCCUUGUCGCGUACAUGAUGCACGGCAAAGGGCUCGUGCCGGACGUCGAGACGCUGCAUCUCAUGGAACUCCAUGGCAUGCCCUAA